Molecule: messenger RNA, 776 nt
Organism: Entrophospora candida
Lineage: Eukaryota; Fungi; Glomeromycota; Glomeromycetes; Entrophosporales; Entrophosporaceae
Source: the annotation of a GenBank genome assembly
AUGCAAGUAUAUAAGGACCUUGAAUUAAUCGUUGAAGCAUUACGUGAAUCACCAGAAUUAUUAGAAGUGGAUGAAGCAGGUGAACAUGUUAGAAGAAAACUCCCACUUUUAAUGGAAGUACCUAUCCAUGUUAAGCAAUCAGCUAUUUGGAGGACUAUAUAUGCAAAAGGAUUUGGUGAUACAUUAAUUCCGUCACUUGAAAAAGAGGUUAAAAGCUUCUUUUCUCAAUAUGGCAAUGCCCAAAAGGUCUUUGCCAGAAGGGAUAAUACUGGAAAUUUUAAGGCAGAAAAAGUUAAAGGAAUGGAGUUGACUUUUCAUGAUACAAAACUUCUAAUGAUGAUGAAAUUUGAUUAUUGUGAAAUGAAAUGUGUCGAAAAAGGACUUGAUCCUAACACAAUGCGCAAACCACAGAAUGAGAAUAACAGAAAAAACCUAAAAAUUAAAAAUAAUAGUUUAAUACAAUUUUCAAGUGCAGGAGAAAAUAUUGAUUGUUUUUCAAUUAAAGGACUUGUUGAACAAAAAUAUGCUAAAGUAUCAUAUGUGCAAUAUAAAGAAAAAGAACCUUCAGGAAUUAUAGAACUUAUGGAAUCUGGGGCUGAUGCUAUUGUUAAAUCUAUGUUGCAAGAUAAUUUUACCUUAGGUGGUGAUAAACUUACUCUCAAAGUAUUAGAUGGUUCAGAGGAAUUGAGAUACUUUGUUAACAAACAAGCAUAUUUUAAGAAUAAAAAGAGAAAAAGCGAUAUAAAUAUUACAACCAAUAAAAAUAAAAGAAAUAG